Molecule: messenger RNA, 3959 nt
Organism: Branchiostoma floridae (Florida lancelet)
Lineage: Eukaryota; Metazoa; Chordata; Leptocardii; Amphioxiformes; Branchiostomatidae
Product: coiled-coil domain-containing protein 170-like
Exons: 14
Coding region: 482-3067 (861 amino acids)
Source: RefSeq, a predicted model, not a curated record
AAACCCUACCGUUCUGCCACCUAUCAAAUAUGUAUAUUUGUAUUUCUUAAAUUGAAUGCAAUAAAGCUCAGACAGUCGAUAAGGUCUAAAUCCGACGACAGAAGCGGAAUUAGAUCGAUACAAAUUACAUAAAUGUAACUAUGAUACACCCAAACACAACAGUGACGUCACUGACCCCGCCCACCUGCGCAGACGCGCUGCGCGGUGGUCCCUCCCCAGUGUGUUUAUCAUGUUGCCAGGCGAGCGCACAACAAUAACACUCGACUCACGUUGCUGUUUUAUUCAGUUUUCAUAGCGUCAAGAGAAAGUUCAGGUCAUUUCUUGUACGUGGGAACGUAUAUCAGAGUCCCAUUAACAUUGUGGGACAUCAAGAUCAAGGUUUGUGAUCAUUCGUGAGGAUUUUAGGCGGGAAAAGCAUCAGUGAAUAGUAGUAGCACUGUGAGUUUAGUCAAUUAUUCCCGUGUGUCCACGAGUGUCCAAGAUGACCAGCUACAGACUCACGGACAAGGAUACCCUCCCGAGACUUCCUCGUGGCGGCCUGAGCAGUGCCCCACCUCGUGCCGGACUACAGACCCUGGACGACUCGGGGCUGGUGUACGAUAUCGGGAAUGAGCGGCCGUUCCUGGCACGCUCCACCCCGCCGGCUUCCCUCUACAGGACCGCCGCCGACCGCCCAGCUUCUCCCGGCGCCUCCGGACAGACAUGGAGACUCAUGCAGGAGAUGCAAGAACAGCUGAAACUCUACAAGAAAGAACUGGAGAAAAAGGAUGACUUGAUCACAUCUUUGGCAACUGGAAGUAAAGGACCAGAGACACCAAAGAUCAAUGGCUACUUCUCUUCGGGAGACCCUGCCUAUCCCCCCCAGCCCCCAGCCCAACCCCCACCCACAGGGGCGCGCACCCUGCACUACCGAAUGGCCGCAGAAAGUGCCACUGGUGAGCUGGCUGCCAUGCAGGUGAAGGCAGAACGACUUCAGGCAGAGCUGGGAGAGACCAAGAACAGAUGCGCAAUCAAAGACGUGCAAAUCCGAGACAUGGAGACGGAGAUCCAGAGCUACAAGGAGGACAACGCCCGCCAGGUGGCGCUGGUGCAGACCCUGCGGAACCGUAUCCGGGAGAUGGAGGACGAGACCGGGACGCUGUCCGUGGUGAAAGGGCGCGGGGAAAUCACGAUCCAGGCCCUGCAGAAGGAGAUGCGAGAGUACCAGGACAGGGUAGCCGAGCUGGAGGGAAGACUUAGAUUCAAGGAACGAAGACAGGUCACAUUUCUUACUGAUCAAAACUUCAGGAGUCACAUCUCCGAGCGCGAAGACGCAGAGCAGAAGUCGCAGUCCUGGGAGAGGAAGUAUCGUGACCUCUGCACGGAGGUCGGACGUUGCAUCAGUCUGGACACAGCGGCCGGGAGCAUCCCCGAUGUCAUUGAGAAGGUCACUCACAAGAUUAACACUAUCCUGGAAGAGAACACCAUGCUUCGCGGGAGACUGUCCACGCUGACUGAAGCGCUGAACAGCAGCGAGCUGGAGACCAAGGCGAGCAGGGAGACCAUCAUGAGGCUGGUGUCGGAAGUCGGCCGCGAGCAGCGAAACUUGUCUCAAAUCAACACCAGUACGGAGCAGUUGAGAAUGGACAGAGAGGAGGCCAUUCGGUCCAAAGAGGCGUUGGUUAGGGAGAACCAGCUUCUCAGGGAGCGCAUCGAGUCCAGCGAGAAGGCGUGGAAGUCGACACGAGACGAGCUGGAACACCGCGAGGGUCGCGUGCAGACCAUGGACGAGCAGCUGCGUACCAGCCAGUACACGGCCAAGGCGGCCCAGACACAGCUGGAUACGUUCAAACAGGCGAUCGCGUCACUUCUGAGUGACGGUCACGUCAUCAUCCACGAGAGGGAGGACGAUAUUAAGGACAGAAUCAGGUCCAUCAUGGGCUCCAGCAGGGACAAGCAGGCAGAAGCAGAGAUGCUUGAUCUGAAAGUGAAGGAGUUGACCAAACAGCUGGAGUCGCAGUGUGAGCUGCACCAGCAGGCCAUCCGCAGGGCCAAGAAGGCUGAGGCUGGGGUCGGCGACCUGAAGGACAGGCUGAACAACAUGGAGGGUGAGCUGUCCUCCGCAGAUGUGCUGAGAGAUGGGCUCAGGACGGAUAAACAGAGGUAUCUGGAGUUCCUGGAAAAGAUGGCGCGAGUGAUGAAGCUAGAUGAGAUUGCCCUGGAUGUCGGAUUUGACCUGAACGGUGACGCCCUCGUGGCACGAGCCCAGCAGCUGGUUCACAUGGAGGGAGAUUCGCUGAAGGACCGCACAACGCACGUCUACAACCUGCAGAGGAAGGUUAAGCAGCAGAAAGAACAGCUGGAGAGUAAAGAUCUUCACAUGGACCUACUCCGCAAGAAGAUUGGACAGUUGGAGGAGAAGCUGCAGGGUCGGAAUGAGCUUGCGUUGGAACGAGACGACGCGGCCAUGAAGAUCCGUAAGCUGCAGAAGCAGGUGGAGCGGCUGCAGGGACAGCUGGGGAAUGCUCGCCACCAGAACACCGAGCUCAAGGCCAAGCUGCAGGAGGUCACCGACCUGAAGGUCAGGACCCUGCAGCAGAAGGACCACAUCAAGGAGCAGGAGGAUGAACUCCUUAGGCUACGUCUUAUGAAGGAGAAGCUGGGGAAGAAGGUCAGCAACCUGAAGUCUGAGAUCCAGAUGACCGAGGCUGAGAGUGAGGAGACCAAGGUGUUGUCGUCCAACACUGUCCAGGCUCUGUCCAACGAGCUCAGGAGCACCAAACUGGCACUGGAUGAAGUGGCCAGGAGGGAAAAGGAGCUUGUUGACUUCCGCCAAGUCAUCGCGAGAAUGCUCGGCCUGGAGAUCCACACUCUCGCCGUGCCAAACUACGAGAUCAUCGCCCGGCUAGAGAAACUCGUCAACGCGCAUCACGCGCACACCGCGACAACGCUCGGCGUGGAAACGGCUCUGGACGACAACUUCGUUGCAGGGUACGAGGAUGCAAGAAGGUUUCUUAAGACGAGCCCAAGAAGUCCAAGACGCGCUCGAUCGGUAUCACCGGCAAGAAGAUACUACCAAACUCAAUAGUAUAUGUUGUAAACAAUCAUUUUGUCUGUCUUGUCUUGUAUAAAACCGUACAGACUGAUACAACUUUGUCAUCUAUUUUUCUUGAGACAAUUUUUUGUGCAUGUCAAUUGUCGAACAACUGCAUGGGGAGGAAUAUGAAUAUACUAUACAACAUUUUGUGGUAGAAGUUUAUAGAAUUGUAGGAAAUGUGGAAGUUACAUGUAAGACCAAUGCAGUGUGCCUUUAAAGAUGACAUGUACAUGCCUUUAAAUAAUGUUCAGACAUUUCACAGAUACGAAUCCCUAGUACAGGCUGGGUUUUGAUCCUCUAGAGUAAGGCAUGAAUAACCCUUGCUUCAGGAAAUAGGCUUAUGUACAUGUACAAUUAUGGUGGAAUGCUUUUGUAAGUCAUGAGCAGCUACAUAUUAUGAUAACUAUAAUAUGCAGUGCUGUAUAUAUCCUUUUGGGACGGUACGUCCUUGAUGCAUAAGGGCUUUUGUACAAUACGAAUCUUUGGUAGAUAACUACAAAGACUGAUAAGAAAAUGAUCAUUUAGAUUCUAUAGAGUUGCCUAAUGAAUGAUUCGUGCAAUUUUUGAUUAUUUUUGCUUGUAGAAUUUAUUAUCAUCACAAUCAUGGCACAUGUCAGUUGUAAUGUACUGGGGCAGGCCAUUAUUUUUUCCAUUGUCAGAAGUAUGUAUCAAAUUUAUUAGUAGUUUUGGGAAAUUUUAGGACUUGCUUCUGUUACUGAAGCAUGAGAAUAUGGUAAAAUAUGGAGAUGAAGAUAUCACAUCUCUCAGAAUAUUGAAACAUAUUUAGUAAUGUUCCUGAUGUUUUCUAAUGCAUGUUUGUGCAUUAAGGAAACAUUGAGAUUUUGUACAUAUUAGACAUUUUUAUUAAAGCAUAAGACUUGGA